Molecule: messenger RNA, 2265 nt
Organism: Dimorphilus gyrociliatus
Lineage: Eukaryota; Metazoa; Annelida; Polychaeta; Dinophilidae
Source: the annotation of a GenBank genome assembly
ACUUGCGAUCAUAGAUGCUUUAUGAUGAGAUUCUUCUGUUUAUUCAGUUAAAAUUUCAUAAUCAUUAAAUCUUUAUGAUUUUUCGGUGAGCUUACAUUAAUUAUUAUCAAUAUACAGCUUAUAUUUUAGUAAUAUUUCAUGCUUCUAUUUCAGUUGUGGAUUUCUUAUCCCAUAGAUAAGAAAGGUAAACUGAAUCAAUUGUUUUUACAAUAUUUUUUUUAAAUAAGUAAUUGUGAAUAAUAUUUUGUAAAUAAAGUGUUUAAAAAAAUACUCAAGUACGUUGAAUUGACACUUGAUAAAUGAGGAUGUAUUAUGCUCCCAAAAUAGUCAAAAAGUUUAUCCGAUUUAAAACGAAACAUUGAUGUGUCACCCCUAUUAGACAUUCCAUACUAAAGAAAGUAUCACUUAAUUCAAAAUCUAUAGAACUCCACUUCAAAUAAUGUAGUAAUAAGAUGUAUUGAUUUAGGUAAUAUAUGUUAGAACGUGACAGAUGUACCUAUGAACCAAUUCACAAAUGUAUUAGUAGAUAGAUCGAUUCAGAGCGUCAGCAUUAUUUUAUGUUUGCAUAUUGUUUCAGGUGUUAUUCGGUACGAAAGUCUGUAUGCUCUCUGGUAAGCGUCUGUGGGAGUUCUAAGUCAUCUCCGGUUAAAGAAAGGAAAUAUGUCGUGCAAAGUAUACGCAUCGAUGAUAACUCUGAGGGUCGUUUGGCCUCUUAUUCUUGGAUUUUGUUGUUUAAUGCGUUUUAAUAUGAUGUCAUUAUUCUAUGGCUUGGUAGUUUUAUUAUCUAUGGUUUUCAAUUUGCCUCAGCAUAGAAGACAGUUUAUUUACUCAUCGGGCGGGAGAUUUAUAAUUUUUUCCGAUUACGGUGGAGAUUUGAAGAAUUGCAGUGGUUUAGAAAUUGCUUUACGCCACGUUGGACUUCAAAGAAUUGAACCAAAAGACUAUUUAAACAUUUCUAGAGUUCUAUUACCUGACUUGGGAGCUUUUGUUAUUACUCUUAUUACUAUUAUUGUAUGUGUGAAAACUUUACCCACCGAGAAUUCCUCACCGGAAAGAAAUGAAAAUGAUGCAGAACAGAGUUCAAGUUUUGAAAGUCGUUUAACAGCUGUUACACAAUUGGUCGCUACCUUAUGGAUGACAACUAUUUUAGCAAUCUGUGGAAUUGUUUAUCCGUGCAUUAUUUCGUUUUUCUAUCUCAUUUCUUUUUUGACUAUUACCUUAUACUGGGCCCUCUACAGGACUCUUGGAAGGAAAUUUUUUGCAUUUAGAUUAUUUCUACAGCUCUAUGCCGCUAUACAUUUAUUACUGAUUUAUUGCUAUCAAAUGCCUGCAUUUCAGUUAGCCUUACCUCCUUCGUCUUUAACAGCUAGAUUAUUAGGUUUUACGGAACUAAUUUCUAGAAAUUGUGACAAACCAUGGAUGAUCAUUAUAAACCAACAUGCCCAAUGGACAAUGUUCGUCAAUCCAAUAGCUGUUUUUGUCUUCUAUAUCACAAUAGCAACUAUGAAUAGACUUUCUUUUACCUUCAAAAAAACUACUCUUUUUGGGAAGAAGCGAAGCUCUAAACGAAGAAAUGAGAACGAUGAAAGAAGAGCCUUAAUUGAAGAUGACACCGUUCGUCUUACAUAUAAUUCAAUGGACGAAGUUAACGAGUCAGCUAAUGCUACGUUACAAACUGAAAGGGAUGAUGGUGAAGAGGUUCAAAUAAAUCUCGUGGAAGAGCCAUCAGCAAACGAACAAUCAAAUCUUUCUACACAAACCACUAUCAAAUCUCGUUCAGCUUUUACAGAUGUUAUGCAAGCUAUGUAUAAAUAUUGGUUGCGUCAUAGUCAUUUUAGCGCUUUAAUUAUUAUGUUAGCAUGGAGUAUAACUUAUCACAGUUGGCUCUCUUUUCUCAUGUUACUUGCGGCAUGCAUCAUUUGGAUGACGCCCCAGAAAAGUAAACUAUUGCUCACUCUCUCACCAGUUAUUGUUUUCUAUGGCAUUUGUUUAGUCCUACUUCAGUAUAUUUAUGGCUUACAACUAUCUAAUGAAGAGCUUCCCGUUAACACAACUAAUGGCUAUCCGUUAUCUGAAUUAGGGCUUGUGAAAUAUGGGGAAAAAUCAUGUUUUGUAUUGACCGUGAAAUUGUUGUUCACUCUCGGAUUUUUCUUUACUAUGAGACAAUGGUCUUAUGAAAGGAAGAUGAAAAAUGACGCUGAAGCUUUGGCAAAUUUAAGUCUGCGUUUGGUUGAAAAUGGAGCGCGUAAGUAUUUUAAUCGUUAA